Molecule: messenger RNA, 3023 nt
Organism: Malania oleifera
Lineage: Eukaryota; Viridiplantae; Streptophyta; Magnoliopsida; Santalales; Ximeniaceae
Product: phospholipase D alpha 1
Exons: 4
Coding region: 367-2796 (809 amino acids)
Biological process (GO): phospholipid catabolic process; phosphatidylcholine metabolic process
Cellular component (GO): plasma membrane
Molecular function (GO): D-type glycerophospholipase activity; calcium ion binding
Source: RefSeq, a predicted model, not a curated record
AAGAGUUUUUUUUUGCCAUUUCACUUUUCUUAACAUGUCGUCUUUAACCUUGUCGCGUUUUUUCAUGUAUGCCUAUGCCGGCAUGCUAAACGCCUUUACAAAUUUGUUGCCCGAACGGAAAUUUGCGUAAAGUGAAGAUGGUACGUGCAAAUACCCAAAAAGCAGAGGACGCUAACAAAUUCAUUUCCAUAAUUACCAUCUUUAAGACUCCGAUCACCUAUUUAGUGCUGCUUUCGCGGAUCUCUCUCUUCUCCCUCUCUUCAAGAUAGGAUCCUCGUUAACACUGUCUUGACCAUUCUGCUGCUCUCAUUCCAGACUUCAGAUCUCCAAAUCCAGAGGUACCCACUUCUCACAAAGAGCUGAGAAAUGGAGCAGAUUCUGCUACAUGGGACGCUCCACGCCACGAUCUAUGAGGUGGAUAAGCUGCCCGCCGGCAGAAGCGGUCCAAAGUUCCUUCGGAAGCUUAUGGAAAAUGUCGAGGAGGUUGUUGGAGUAGGCAGGGGAACCCCUAAAAUCUAUGCAACCGUUGAUCUCGAAAAGGCUAGGGUUGGGCGUACCAGAAUAUUAGAAAAUGAACGCGCUAAUCCCAAGUGGUAUGAAUCGUUUCACAUUUACUGUGCACACAUGGCUUCAAAUGUUAUAUUCACUGUUAAAGAUGACAAUCCAAUUGGAGCAACUUUGAUUGGAAGAGCUUAUGUACCUGUUCAAGAUCUCAUGUAUGGAGAAGAAGUGGAUAGGUGGGUUGAGAUUGUGGAUGAAGACAGGAAUCCCAUUCAUGAAGGUUCUAAGAUCCAUGUGAAGCUACAGUUUUUUGAAGUUAGUCAGGACCGUAAUUGGGAUAGGGGAAUAAGAAGCUCUAAAAAUCCUGGAGUUCCAUUUACAUUCUUUUCACAGAGACGCGGAUGUAGAGUUUCUUUGUACCAAGAUGCUCAUGUCCCAGACAAAUUUGUCCCAAAAAUUCCUCUCUCCGGAGGCAAGAAUUAUGAGCCGCACAGAUGUUGGGAAGACGUUUUUGAUGCAAUCAUGAAUGCAAAACACUUGAUAUACAUUACUGGAUGGUCUGUUUAUACUAAUAUAACCUUAGUAAGGGACUCAAGGAGGCAAAAACCGGGAGGGGACAUCCUACUUGGUGAUCUGCUUAAGAAGAAGGCAAGCGAAGGUGUUAGGGUUCUUAUGCUUGUUUGGGAUGACAGAACUUCUGUUGGUUUACUGAAGAAGGACGGAUUGAUGGCUACCCAUGAUGAAGAAACUGAACAUUAUUUCUCAAAUACUGAUGUGCACUGUGUCUUAUGCCCCCGUAAUCCUGAUGACGGUGGAAGCAUAAUUCAAGAUUUACAAAUUUCUACCAUGUUCACUCAUCACCAAAAGAUAGUGGUUGUGGACUCUGGGAUGCCCUCUGGAGGAUCUGAAAAGAGAAGGAUCGUAAGUUUUGUUGGGGGUAUUGAUCUUUGUGAUGGGAGAUAUGACACCCCAUUCCAUUCACUUUUCAGGACACUGGACACAGCGCACCAUGAUGAUUUUCAUCAGCCCAAUUUUACUGGUGCUUCAAUUGCAAAAGGUGGACCCCGAGAACCUUGGCAUGACAUCCACUCGCGGCUUGAAGGACCCAUUGCUUGGGAUGUUUUGUUCAAUUUUGAGCAGAGAUGGAGAAAACAAGGUGGGAAAGACCUGCUUGUUCAGCUGAGAGAGCUUGAUGAUGUCAUUAUCCCCCCAUCUCCAGUUAUGUACCCAGAUGACGAAGAGUCCUGGAAUGUACAGUUAUUCCGAUCCAUUGAUGGUGGGGCUGCUUUUGGUUUCCCUGAAACACCUGAAGAUGCAGCUAGAGCUGGGCUUGUCAGUGGGAAGGAUAAUAUCAUUGAUCGAAGCAUUCAGGAUGCUUAUAUUUAUGCCAUUCGACGAGCGAAAAAUUUCAUUUAUAUCGAAAAUCAAUAUUUUCUUGGAAGCUCUUUUGGCUGGACUCCAGAUGGUAUUAAGGGCGAGGAUGUCGGUGCUUUGCACUUAAUUCCUAGGGAGCUAUCACUUAAGAUUGUUAGCAAGAUUGAGGCUGGGGAGAGAUUCACUGUUUAUGUUGUGGUCCCAAUGUGGCCUGAGGGGAUUCCUGAGAGUGCAUCAGUUCAGGCCAUCUUAGAUUGGCAGAAGAGGACAAUGGAGAUGAUGUAUAAAGAUAUUACUCAAGCUCUUAGAGCCAAGGGUAUUGAAGAAAACCCCAGGAACUAUUUGACAUUUUUCUGCCUUGGAAAUCGGGAGACGAAGAAAGCCGGAGAAUAUGAGCCUUCAGAGAGGCCAGAGCCUGAUACAGAUUAUAUCAGAGCCCAGGAAGCCCGACGCUUCAUGAUUUAUGUUCAUGCAAAGAUGAUGAUAGUUGAUGAUGAAUACAUAAUCAUUGGAUCCGCCAACAUCAACCAGAGAUCAAUGGAUGGGGCCAGGGACUCUGAGAUAGCCAUGGGUGCUUACCAGCCACAUCAUUUAGCUGCCAGGCAGCCAGCACGUGGACAGAUUCACGGAUUCCGAAUGGCAUUGUGGUAUGAGCACCUCGGCAUGCUUCAUGAAUCCUUCCUCCAGCCAGAUGGUUUGGAGUGUUGUGAGAAGGUGAACCAAAUUGCUGACAAAUAUUGGGAUUUGUAUUCAAGCGAGACACUUGAACAUGACUUGCCUGGUCACCUGCUCCGCUACCCUGUUGGUGUUUCUGGCGAAGGAGAAAUCCAUGAGCAUCAGGGAACUGAAUUCUUCCCAGACACCAAGGCUCGUGUUCUUGGCGCCAAAUCUGACUACCUUCCGCCAAUCCUCACGACUUGAGAAAAUUGUUGUCUUGGUUCUGCUCCAAACAUAAUAACUUCUUUACUCUGUAAUGCUAGAUAUAGCAGUGGACUAAUAAAUUGUGUUGUGUGACUAGCUGCAGAGGGGUUUUUUUUUUUUUAAAAUUAAGAAUACUUCUGAGAUGUUUAUAUUGUUUGCAAGAGGUGCGAGUCUGGUUUAUAUUUUGUAUACGAACUAGCUUAUCUAAUGAAAGAUGUUGUGUUAAA